Molecule: messenger RNA, 897 nt
Organism: Penicillium brevicompactum
Lineage: Eukaryota; Fungi; Ascomycota; Eurotiomycetes; Eurotiales; Aspergillaceae
Exons: 7
Coding region: 1-897 (298 amino acids)
Molecular function (GO): methyltransferase activity
Source: RefSeq, a predicted model, not a curated record
AUGACGGAGCCACACAAUAUUAAGGAACAGGGAGAAAUCGCUGUUGAUCCCAAUGUCUAUGUCCCCACCGUCUACGGCGAUGACUGGCAAUCCAUUCCAUCGGACGAAAAGCAGUUCAAUACUUACGAAGCUGGGCAUUUGGUCGCCCUUGUCAUGGACUCGGACAGAGAAAACCCGCUCUUCCAUUCGCCAAUUGGAGAGCACCCAAACCAUAUCCUCGACCUUGGAACGGGUCAGGGUAACUGGGCCAUAGAUGUUGCCGAUAUGUUUCCGAUGGCCACGGCUCGCGGAGUCGACCUCUUCCCACCGCCCGUAACCUGGAUGCCACCAAACUGCAUUUUAGAAGUCGACAACAUCGCAGAAGACUGGACCUGGGGCGAACCGCAAGACCUUAUUCAUAUGCGCAUCAUGAUCGGAUCCUUUGACCCGACGGAGUGGGACCGCGUCUACAAGCAAUGCUACAAGAACCUCCGCCCAGGCGGCUGGAUCGAACAACUUGAAGCAAGCCCGUACAUCGAAUGCGAUGACGGUAGCCUACCGGAUGAUAACAUCCUGCGUACCUGGGGUCCUGCCCUGUCGGCAUGCGGUAAGCGAGCAGGUCGACCCCUCGAAACGAUCGACAUGAUGCAAGACGCAUUCCGUACUGCGGGAUUCAUCGAGGUUCAUGAAAAAGAGUACAAGUGGCCCAUUGGACCAUGGGCUCGUGAUCAGAAGUAUAAGGAGGCCGGUACCGUCAAUCAUCAGCAUUGGAUGUCCGGCAUAGAGGGCUGGGCUAUGUGGUUGCUUACGAAAUUUGGUGCUCCGUACCCUUGGUCUCAAGAUGAGGUUACUGUUUAUGUUGCCAAGUUGAGGGCCGAGCUGAAGAAUCCACGCUAUCAUAUCUAUGAGCGCGCGUAA